Molecule: messenger RNA, 602 nt
Organism: Drosophila elegans
Lineage: Eukaryota; Metazoa; Arthropoda; Insecta; Diptera; Drosophilidae
Exons: 3
Coding region: 81-560 (159 amino acids)
Source: RefSeq, a predicted model, not a curated record
AAACCUUUGACAACUCUAGGUACCCAAAGCUAUUUCUCUCAAAAUUCGUCAAACUGUUUUUUCAAAUUUCCUAGAAUGAAAUGAAACUGCUAAUACUACUUUUAUUCUCGAGUUUGGUUCAAGGACUAAACGCUUUAAAUAAUAGUUGUAUAUCUUGUUCAAUGAUCAAAAACAAUCACGGCCAGCACACUGGUCACCAGUGUCAUCAUGCUGAUCAAUUGGCCAUAACCGACAAUUCCAAAAUGUUUCAAAAUGAAUUUCCGCAAUGCGUGCCAAAUGAGUAUGAGAUAAAUGGAGGAAUCACUGAAUACUGCUGCUUUUGGUCGCCGGAAUUGGGCUGUUCAGUACUAUUUGCAGCAAAAUUGGGUGAAGAUCAUUUAAAGGCCUGCACUCGGUGUCGUGCGUAUUGCUUUGGGCCAAAUAACCAUGAUGGCGAAGACAAAAUACAUAAGAAUUCAGGACACGUUAGAUCAAUGGACAUGGCGGUUGUUUUGCUACUUCUCACUUUAUCAAUUUUUCUCCUAAAUGGGAUGUUGCAAUGGAAUUUUAUUGAAAUGUAAUUAUUUUCGAAUUGUAAUGUAAUAAACAAAGCAAAAACAAUA